AAUCGAGCAGGGCAUGUUGACUAGCGAGAAGUACUUCUGACUUGUCCCUGCUUGUUAGCUAGUUGCAGUAAAUGUGACAAGCGAGUUGUGGAGCACAACAGUUAAAUGCAGACAGCUCCGGAAAUGAAAGGUGUGUGUCCCUGCCAUAAAUAGCAGUGAUGGAUGGAGGAGCCCAAAGGCCGACUGUGUCAUGGGAGAAUGGUACCCUGGCUCCUGUGGACCGCCUUCGGUCUGAGAGGGCGGACAGCCCCACACCAGGCCUGGUGGAGGGAACUGAACCAGGUGCUGGCCAGCAGAGUGCUAUGUUCGUCCAUGCACAGUCUUUUGAGGAUCUGACUGCUGAGGCUGAGGAAGAGGCCGGGAGGAAGGCUGAACUGGACAAAUCAGGAGAGUGUGCAGAGGAGCUCAAGGUGCUGGUGGGAGAGAAAACCAGAGAGGAGCAGCACAACAACGACAUUUCAUCAGAGAGCAGGACUAAGGAGGAAGACGUGUCCAGUGAGGCAUGGAGGAGCCACAGAAAACACGUGUUUGUGAUGAGUGAGGCCGGAAAACCAAUCUACACCCGCUACGGCACCGAGGAGGCUCUGUCCAGCACAAUGGGGGUGAUGAUGGCCCUUGUGUCCUUCGUUGAGGCUGAGAAGAACAUCAUCCGCUCCAUCCAUGCAGAUGGCUGUAAAGUGGUUUUCCUCGCCAAGAGCCCUCUGGUCCUGGUGGGCGUGUAUCGCACAUGUCAAUCAGACAAGGAGCUGCUGCGGGAGCUGCAAUACAUCUACUACCAGAUCGUCAGCCUGCUUACCCUCACCCAGCUCAACCACAUCUUCCAGCACAAACAGAACUACGACCUGCGUCGCCUGCUGGCCGGUUCCGAGUAUCUCACCGACAACCUGCUGCAUCGGCUGGACCGAGACCCCGGUCUGCUGCUCAGCGCCGUAACUUGCUUGCCUCUUGCCAGCUCCGCCAGGGACGUGGUCUCAUCGGGCCUGCAGGCCGCCAAGGCCAAAAACCUGGUGUUCUCCAUCCUACUGGCGGGGGACCGCCUGGUUACUCUGGUGAGAAAAAAGGACCAGUUCCUGCACCACAUAGACUUGCACCUGGUCUUCAACCUCGUCGGCUCUUCCUCUUCCUUUCGAGAAGGUGAGGGCUGGACGCCGAUCUGUCUGCCAAAGUUCAACACUGCAGGAUUUUUCCACGCCCACAUUUCUUACCUGGAGCCUUCAUCCGAGCUCUGUCUCAUCCUGGUCUCAACUGACCGAGAGGACUUUUUUAACAUGUCCGACUGCAAGCAGCGGGUCCUGGAGAGGCUGAGCAAGCGCAGUGCCUACCAGGCCUUGAAGGAGGCACUUAAAUGUCCCAGCUAUUCUGUGGAGCAGGUCGGCAUCCCGGAGCUCAGACACUUCCUGUACAAAUCGAAGAGCUCCGGGCUGUACACCAGUCCAGAGUUUCCUGUAGUGUACCAGUCUGAUGAAGAGCAGGAAAGGCUGAUGGGAUUGUACCAGGACCUUCACAGUCACUUGCACCAUCCAGCCAGACCUCUCCGCUCCUUCUACCGCUGCAGUGAAACUGAAAACCUGCUGGCGUGGGUGACAAGUGGCUUCGAGCUCUACCUCUGCUUCAGUCCACUCGGGACCAAGGCCUUGGCCAUCUCUGCUGUCAACAAACUGCUGAAGUGGAUCAGGAAGGAGGAGGAUCGCCUCUUCAUCCUGAGUCCUCUCACAUACUGAACCCUCCCUGCCGGCUGACCUCCUGAAACAAGAUGUGCCUGCAUCACCAACAGCUGUGGAUGGUGCAGUAAUCAGUUCAUUGUUACGGAUGAUUGUCAGAGCGAUGCUUUUUUUCUUGCUUCUGGGUUCCUCUGAUCCAAUUCACAGGUUUGUGAUGAAACAGAUCGCAGAGCGCAAUGAGGGUAAUUUAAAGCUGUGUUUUAUCUGGCUCUUUUAUAACUUUAACAGAUGGAAGUACCAUCAAUGUCAUCGAUGACACAAUAACAAGGUAAUCUGCGUUUGUCAGAUGCUGAAGUCGACAUGUUUGUCGAAACGAUGUUUUACUGUAACAGACCUAUUAAGCUUCUGAAAAUAUGAAAAAAUGCUGUCUUUGUUUUAUAAAUGCUUUCAGCUCAGUUCUUAAAAAUCCAAUCUGAAUUCAAAAACUGGAAUUUUCUGAAGACCUGCAGUAAAAUAUAUUCUCUUGUUAUAAGACGUACUGUCAAAAUACCGCUGACCACAUUCCUGUUGUGUUGACUUUUUAAAUGGUGACCAACAACUGUAAGAACCAUUAUCAUUUUACCUCUAUGCACUUCCUUUAUGCAAAAGACACUCGAGAAAUGUGUUCAUGAGUCUGCAACCUGUUUACUGCUGUCAUUUGAUUUUGAUGUAUUGUUUAUGGCUGUGUAUAACAAUCAAAAUUGGAGUCCAUUAUUUUCCAGGUGUCCAUUAGAUUUUCCCAUUCUGCAUAUUCAGUUUUGUGUGACGUUUUAUCUGCUUGUGUCUAAUCAUACAGUCUAACUGUAAUUUAUGCCGUCCUGCUUUGCUCGAGGCAUCCAGUGUCCACAUCUGCCUCCACUACUCAUGCCUUAACUAAUAGUCGUUGUGCAAAACCAGUGCAAAGUUUCAGAUUUAUGGCUGCUGUGCAAUUUCACAUUUAUUAGAUAUAAAUAAAUAAAUGGCUUGAAAAAAUAAAAGGA
Molecule: messenger RNA, 2680 nt
Organism: Chelmon rostratus (copperband butterflyfish)
Lineage: Eukaryota; Metazoa; Chordata; Actinopteri; Chaetodontiformes; Chaetodontidae
Gene: mon1a
Product: MON1 secretory trafficking family member A
Exons: 6
Coding region: 159-1721 (520 amino acids)
Biological process (GO): vesicle-mediated transport; protein targeting to vacuole
Source: RefSeq, a predicted model, not a curated record